Molecule: messenger RNA, 1425 nt
Organism: Periconia digitata
Lineage: Eukaryota; Fungi; Ascomycota; Dothideomycetes; Pleosporales; Periconiaceae
Source: the annotation of a GenBank genome assembly
CUCUCAGAGGGAAGCACAAGGAUACGAAUGUCCCGGUCAACGGUAUGGACAUUGCUCGCCGAUGAACUGCUCCGAGAACCCGAAUGGGAGCAAUUAAAACUAGAUGUCGAUCGUUGUGUGGAUUUACAUAAUGAAAUAGUUCGAUUAGGAUGGGAGGGGUCAGGCCGCGAUUAUCAGGACUUUGUCCCCACUCACUGGAAAGACGACUCAGAAGAAGCACGCAAGACCCUGAACCCUGAUUUGAUGUCGUUUCUUCAACGCGCCGACUACUCCCCUGAACAUUCAUUUCAUUUCUGGGCGAGCGGGCUUUUCAAUCUGGAGAAUAUGUUCUUCUGGGACAGUCUCUUCCAGCAUAAGAUAGAAGAGGAAAAGAGAUUCGUCAAUCUAUAUCAUGCCACAAGCAUCUGGUCGCAUCAGGUUGGCAUUGUUUAUGAUCAGGUUACCAACGCCGCAAUCAUGUGUACGUAUAUCGAUGAUAUUGGAUGGAUAACCAACGGUCGAAUAGGGUGGUACCCCUUGGAGUCUAUCCUAGAAGCCUGGCUAGAUAUGAUCAAAAGCGGAAAAGUCAAAGCUAUACGAGAGAAUGAAGAUUCUGAGCUGAUGACAUUUCCCCCGUGGGCUUUGGUUCCAUAUACCGAACAGGACUUGCAAGAAACGCUCGACGCAUUCGACAAUCUCAUAGAAGCCAUCCAGGACCGUAUGCCUGGUGCACUACCAGAUCAAAGCACAGUACAACAUGGCUUAGUCGACGAGCAUGAUCUCGACGAAGCCAACAUAUUGGAUGGAUUCGCGCGUAAAUUUCUACUGCGUGCACGUCGGCCACACUUCGAAUACAUCGCACCAGGCCUGAAAACCAUUAAUUCGGAGAAAUUCGCACGAAGCGAGUUCAUGCAAGUUUUCCGCAAGCACGAUUACGUGUAUCACGAUGAAGAUAUCGAUGUUCCACCCAUUCCCGUCUUUAUCUCUGACGUAGACUGCAAAGACCCAGUCCCCCAAACUAAAUUCCAUGAUCGCAAUUUCCAAUACCCUUACAACCUGGUGGAACGGUAUUCCGCGGGUCUCUACCUAGAGGCCGUGAGCUUUAGUCUCAGUCGGUGGGACGAUCAGACGAUAUUCGUUCUGCCAUACGGUAUAGGGUCACGCCGACAUGCGCGGAAAAGCGAUGGUUCUUUAUAUGGCGAGAACCCCCACGAUGACACCCCUAUCGCGAAAGACACAACUGCGGAUCUGUACCAGGCGGGACAUAGACCUUUCGGCGAUAGACAUGGACCCCAACUCGUGCAAAUUCUACAGCAUUGGCUGAUGAUGGUCGAGAAUGGGCAUUGGAUGGUGGGGGCCGAGGGGGUCGAAGGCGGCAUCGACGAGUGGAAAAAAGCUGAUAGGAGGGGGACGUGGGAGCUGUAUGUUCUACCGCAAUCGGUGUGA